AUGCAUCCCGGUACGUCGGUGCACCAUCAAGAGACGACCCUAAAAGGGGGAGAAGUAGAGCCGCCACAGUCAGCAAAUGGCGAUAAUGAGAUACGGAAACAAAAUACGAUAUACGAGUCUGUAGAAAUGGCCAAUCCGGCUGCCCUGAUAGGUCAACAGGGCGGCGAAACGAUGCCCCAUCCGGAUACCAAUACCGAAGCCUCCCAAUCGCGCCCGCUGUCGCCGCUCAACGAUAAAUUGGAAAGCUCUUCGGAUUUGCAGUUCAAGAAAAAAGAUUACCAGAGGUCGCGCACCCUACUGUUCCAGUCAGUGUUAUCGUCUGUAUCGCUUAAGUCGCUUAAACAUCAAUACACCACUCCAAAACCGGCAUUGGAGCGGAACACAUCUAAUCUCCUGCAGCAAGGCAUCAAGAACUUCCAGUCGUACAUCCAGGCCCCUGUUUUGCUGCUGGUGACGAAUCCUCGUUCCGACGACAACGUAGCCAUUGGUCAAAGACUACCUUUUGAUGCCGAAGGGAAAGUCGCCUCCAAGAACUCGCUGAAUUUGAAUGAGCGGCGCCCCAGUACACAUCCUGCUGCGGAUGCUGGCGCUUCCGACGAUGACAUAUACAAGGAAGAAACUAUUCUUCAGCAGCAGAAGUUAACUCUCAACGCCCUAAAAAAGUUGUCUCUUUCACUAGCUCCAAUAAUUAGGCCCGAGGAGGAAGAGGAAGCCAAUGGCUCGACGCACCGUGUUGCAAGCACACUGCGCAUCAGCAGCAAGCUGCUUAACUCACCUAAUACCAACAAUACUUCCCGCAACUCUGUCUCGGCCUCUGCCUCAAAUAUGUUAACCAUGACUGCUGCACACCCUGAAUCGGCAGCAAACUCUGGCACCAAAGUAUCUCACGAAUCAUCUAAGGCUGCUUCAGACCGAGUUUCUAAACCUUAUCUCCCAGCAGAGGUGGACCUCUCGCAAUUUUCUAGUUUGACCCGGCAAGGGCGCUUCAGUAACCGUCCGGAACGCGAGCCGCUGGUAAAGUCUCCAAUUUCAACAAAUGAAAUUUCGAGUCCAGUCAGCGCCACAGAGCCUUCCGGCCGUGUCCUUUUCCCCGACAACGCUCCUGCCUCCACAAUUCCAGAACAGCUUCAACCUUUUGUGAAUCUACCCCUCUCUGAGAACCAGCGCAUUAAUGAUCAAUUGAACAAUGGCCGUGAAAAGCCUGAGUUGAAGCUCAACAUGACCCGUCUUCAGGACAGCUUUGACGUCCAAGCAAAUUCUACUUCGCCAAAACGAAACCAAGCAUCAUCUCAUGCGAAUCAAAAUUUGCGGGCGCCUAACCCACUGACAGAAUUAUAUGUGGGACGCACAAACAACAACAUGAGUGAAAAAAGCUCAAUGAACGCACCUAACAUUCCCAACCGUGCGCUCCCACUCAAAAAGCUCCAGCAAAUCAACGGAUUCAGAAGCCCAAUGUAUAUACCAGCCGUUCUCCGGAAGACUGAAACCGCUGUAGAUGAUGAUGAUGCAACAAAUGGAGACACAUACUUGUUUUCUCACGAUCCUCGUAUUGGCGCAUAUCAUGGAGCACACCCCCAUCAUUCACCGUCGUCAGCCCCAAUUUCAGUAGCUACCACCGCUAACAACUCUAGCAAUGUCCUGAUACGAAGCAAUGACCUGGCAUCGUCACAGACAGGAAACAAUGGUACAACUGAUAAUGACUAUUCCACUUACAGAAUUCCAAAUGGCAGCGCACCAAAGACAUCUUCAAGCAGCACUGGGCCAUUUCCUCUUAGUCAUAAUGCCAAUAUUCACAACAAAGGCGCACGCUACGUUCAGUAUCAUCUGCACAUCGUCAAUGCGCCACCAACCCGUCACCACUGGCUCAAAGAUGAAUCUGUUGCUGAGUGUGGGAUCUUAUCAUGCAAAAAGAAAUUCAACUUUUUCGAGCGCCGCCAUCAUUGCAGAAAGUGUGGAGGAAUCUUCUGUAAAGAGCACACUCUGCAUUACUUGUACAUCAAUCAUUUGGCACAAUUUACCACUGGCGGUAGAGGUACAUUGUCUCGCGUAUGCGCUCGCUGUAUUGCAGAGUAUCGCGAGUUUGCAAAACGCGAAUACGGAACUCAUGAUGGGCAAGAAAGAUUGGGAGAUCCCCGCCAGAAUGCGAGCGCCCAGAACCUAUCCAACUCGAGCAGCCAAAAUGAGCCCGGAGCUUAUAGAGCGACUGCGCUGGAGCACAGACAAGAUAGCUUUGUUACGAGCCCAGACGAGAAUAGCAAAGACACUGUUGUGGGAUCAGUUCCUGCCAACUGGAGCUGGUCUUCUUUUUAG
Australozyma saopauloensis is the source of this 2310-nucleotide messenger RNA. RefSeq lists its product as uncharacterized. The record is from RefSeq and is a predicted model, not a curated record. Gene Ontology annotation, biological process: protein targeting to vacuole; protein transport to vacuole involved in ubiquitin-dependent protein catabolic process via the multivesicular body sorting pathway. Gene Ontology annotation, cellular component: ESCRT-0 complex. The transcript has a single exon. NCBI's taxonomy places the organism in Eukaryota, Fungi, Ascomycota, Pichiomycetes, Serinales, Metschnikowiaceae. Gene Ontology annotation, molecular function: metal ion binding; ubiquitin binding; phosphatidylinositol-3-phosphate binding. The coding region runs from base 1 to 2310 and encodes 769 amino acids.